AUGGGAAAGUUGUUUGAAAAUGUUGUGCCCAGAUCACGGAACCCCAAAAGAACCCGCUGCCGCCAAGGAAACGACUCACCGAAUUCAAGGACAAAGGUUUCUUUAUUUAUUCGAGGAUUGGAGCUGCAGCAAGGACCCCAUCUGUUCGAGAACAAACAGAUUCCCCACUUUCAACAGAGGGGUGUGAAAGCCAAGUCAGUUGUCCUUAUGAACCACUUGGGCCGGCCUGAUGGUGUUCCCAUGCCUGACAAGUACUCCUUAGAGCCAGUUGCUGCAGAACUCAAAUCUCUGCUGGGCAAGGAUGUUCUGUUCUUGAAGGACUGUGUGGGGCCAGAAGUAGGGAAUGCCUUUGCCAGUCCAGCAGCUGGCACUGUCAUCCUUCUGGAGAACCUCCGCUUUCAUGUAGAGGAAGAAGGGAAGGGAAAAGAUGAUUCUGGCAACAAGAUUAAAGCUGAGCCAGACAAAAUUGAUGCUUUCAGAGCCUCACUGUCCAAACUUGGGGAUGUCUAUGUCAAUGAUGCUUUUGGAACUGCACACCGAGCCCACAGCUCCAUGGUGGGUGUGAAUCUGCCACAGAAGGCUGGUGGAUUUUUGAUGAAGAAGGAGCUGAACUACUUUGCCAAAGCUUUGGAGAGUCCUGAAAGUCACUUCCUGGCUAUCUUGGGAGGAGCUAAAGUUGCAGACAAGAUCCAGCUGAUCAAUAAUAUGCUGGACAAAGUCAAUGAGAUGAUCAUUGGUGGUGGAAUGGCUUUCACCAGGCUG
Molecule: messenger RNA, 762 nt
Organism: Cricetulus griseus (Chinese hamster)
Lineage: Eukaryota; Metazoa; Chordata; Mammalia; Rodentia; Cricetidae
Source: RefSeq, a predicted model, not a curated record